Messenger RNA from Fusarium tjaetaba, 324 nucleotides. RefSeq lists its product as uncharacterized. The coding region runs from base 1 to 324 and encodes 107 amino acids. The transcript has a single exon. Lineage: Eukaryota; Fungi; Ascomycota; Sordariomycetes; Hypocreales; Nectriaceae. The record is from RefSeq and is a predicted model, not a curated record.
AUGAGCUCUUCCAUCCAGACUCUCUCCCGCGGUGUUCGCACUGCUCCUCGUGCUCUCCGUGGACUUACCCAGGUUCGACGACUGAGCACCACCGAGGCCAGCCGUAACCUCUCCAACACUCGCGACUCUGCUGUCCAUGACCCCAUCAUGGAUAAGUUCUGGGGCAACCGUGUCAACGUUUCCGAGACUUCCACCAUCGUUACUCAGACACCCAGCGUCUCCGCUACCACUACAAGCCGUGACCCUCCUCUGGGCACCAACGUCUUUGAGCCUUCAUCUGCUCCUCGUUGGUCUGGCAUCUCCAUCCCUACUGGCCGACAAUAG